Messenger RNA from Drepanopeziza brunnea f. sp. 'multigermtubi' MB_m1, 1260 nucleotides. RefSeq lists its product as uncharacterized. Gene Ontology annotation, cellular component: cytoplasm. Gene Ontology annotation, molecular function: S-adenosylmethionine-dependent methyltransferase activity; tRNA methyltransferase activity. NCBI's taxonomy places the organism in Eukaryota, Fungi, Ascomycota, Leotiomycetes, Helotiales, Drepanopezizaceae. Gene Ontology annotation, biological process: wybutosine biosynthetic process; tRNA methylation. The record is from RefSeq and is a predicted model, not a curated record.
AUGACGAUAUCAAAUAUCUGUAUGCCGCACGUCUCCUCGACGUUAAAGAGACCCCCAAAACCGAAGCCAGCCAAUCCGAUCGAGACGGCAGUCAAAUCAUGGCUAGCUUCGUUCCCUCUCGGGUCACUGGAGAGCUUCGAGCUUGAUGCGGAAAUUUUGCUCUCUAGCAUACCCAAGAGAUGGGUAGUUUAUGCCCCGAUGGUUCUUUUGCCGGCGGGGAGCUUUGGCCCGGAGUGGUGGGAGAUCAUCCGUCUCGAAGUCAUGUCGUCGAAGGCCGACGAGCUAUGGAAAUUGAUGCUGCAAAACAUCGAGAAGCGAGAAGGAAAGGGUAUCCUCACCCAUCUUGCGAUCAAUUCUGGGAUCCCUCUACACAAGACUACUACUGGCUCUGAACCAGAUCAGAGAACACCGAGUACAUCGGAACCAGCGGAUGCCGAGAAUAUUCUUAGGACCCCCAGCGGUUUAGUUAUGCUAUACGGUGACUUCGGCCCGCGAUCAUCCCCAGACCUGGAGCCCGCAGAGAAGGACUUUGAAGACGCGUUUUGGGUCAGCACGAAGCAGAAUGGUAUCACUCAGGUCUGGGCACCUCGGUACACCAUGUUCAGUCGCGGAAACGUCAAGGAGAAAGCACGACUCCUUGAUUUUCACAGUCCAAAAUCAGGAGCGAAUUCGUUGCGCAGGGAACAGCUGAAGAGCGCCACCGCGGUUGAUCUCUACGCGGGCAUCGGAUACUUUGUUUUCAGCUACGCUAAGAUGGGAAUGAAAAGAGUGGUUGGGUGGGAGUUGAACCCCUGGUCUGUCGAAGGCCUGAGGAGAGGCGCAGUGGCAAAUGGCUGGUCUGUGAAGGUUGUCAAAGAUGGCACCGAUUUUGGUGCAUUUGACGAGCAAAUCGUCAUGUUUUUGGAGGAUAACUCGAUGGCCGCGGACAGAAUCCAAAAAUCAAGAGCUCUGGAUCUAGAUAAUAUCAGGCAUGUGAAUUGCGGUUUGUUACCGACAAGUGAGCCGGUCUGGGACAAGACCCUCCGGAUUCUGAGGGGAGACGACGGGUGGCUCCAUCUCCAUGAGAAUGUGGGGGUCAGUGACAUCCAGACUAGGAGACGGGAAAUCGAGGAGAAAUUUGCGUCAUGGAUCAUGUCAGGGAACGAUGGCCGUGUUGCUAAAGUUGAGCAUGUUGAGCUUGUCAAGACUUUCGCACCUGGUGUUUGGCAUUGCGUCUUCGAUGUUCACAUCACUCAAGCCGACCACCCACCAUCAGCUUGA